Knipowitschia caucasica is the source of this 759-nucleotide messenger RNA. The record is from the annotation of a GenBank genome assembly. Lineage: Eukaryota; Metazoa; Chordata; Actinopteri; Gobiiformes; Gobiidae.
AUGGGUGUGAGCCAAGGGAUAUGGGGAGAAGGCACGGAGGAGUGGAACCGGACUGUGACCCCACCCCAUCCUCAAAGGAAACAGAGGGUUGGAAACCAAGGGCACAUUCAAAUGGUGACAUACCAAGAGAAGCAGAAAAGAAUACUACACUGCUCUGUGUUUGGUUGGUACAGCUGGAAUUUCAGUUUGAAGUUUAAAGUGGCAAACCACCGCCAGAAGCUGCGCCAAGCUGGAUGCCCUCAACUCAACUUGAACAAGCGACCUAGUGAAACGACAAAUGCCAGAAAAAUAAAAAAGGCUAAAAAGUCAGAGGUUAACUUCAUGCCAUGCUAUCCAGAAGGAAAACAAGAGAAUGACUUGGAAAGGGAAGUGUUAAUCCGCGAGACAAAGAAGAAAAGCAUUGACUGGAAGAUAGUUGAUGAAUUGAUGGAGAACACAUAUUCACUUCGGAGAAAAGAGAUCGUCCAGGAUGAACCCCUUGUCGCGGAUGUCCAGAAAAGGUGGCCGGCCCUUUUCUUUGUGCGUCAGCUCGAAUAUGAGUUUGCUCGACUUACAGCUGUUAAUCUCAGAGAAACACUCAUCACUGGAAUUGACAAAUACCUGGACCGCUUCUUGGAGCUCUUCAGAGCAAAGCGUGCCAUCCCGGGUCUGUCGAGUCUCCUCAGACAGCUUGAGAACUCUGACAACUCCACACACUUCAAGAGGGCCAUCCUGCUGCUUGGACUGCCACACUUCCUCAGGGAUGACUGUUCUUCUUAA